Messenger RNA from Triticum dicoccoides, 5467 nucleotides. RefSeq lists its product as uncharacterized. The coding region runs from base 241 to 4983 and encodes 1580 amino acids. Lineage: Eukaryota; Viridiplantae; Streptophyta; Magnoliopsida; Poales; Poaceae. The record is from RefSeq and is a predicted model, not a curated record. The transcript is spliced from 7 exons.
UCCGCCUCCGCUCCCCUUUCCUGUCGCCGCUCUGACGACACCCUGCUGCGCCUCCCUCUCCCCCACUUCACUCUCCACCCACCAGCGCCGUCCCUCCAAAACCCUAGCCGGGGAGCUCGGCCGGCCGCGGGGAGGUCGCGCGGAGGAGCUCCACCCUCGCGCCGCCGCCUGCCGCGCGUCGCCAUUCCUCGGUACUCUCCCUUGACAGGAAACCAGUGGUCACCCAGUCAACCAGUCAAAAUGCAGUUCCAGUCUGGCAACUGUGCCAAAACGUUGGCAAAAGUAGAUGGAUCUGGUGCAAAAGAUUUUUCAGUCGACCGAAGCACAUUUGGUUUUCCACAAGAUGCUAAUCAGGAAUAUUUUAACCGGGCUUGCCAGUACAGUUAUCCAGUUUCAACGCAAGGCUUUCAAGAUAAAGGAUUUGUACCAAGCGUUCCAGAUUUUGUUCUGAAUAAUGCUUCUGCUGCACUCAGGGAAUAUCAACAAUUUGACCACUUUUUCAGACCACUUCAGCCUCUAGCACCGGAUGGAAACCAGGUGCAAAAUAUUGGCAUAAAUACCGCACAUCGCAGUAGACCUUCUAAUGCAUCCUCCUGCCUUGAUCAUGUAGAAGAAAUAACUUCUCAUGACACGGACGGUUAUGACGACAGAGCUAUCUCAUUUGGGAGUAGCUGCAGCACAGGAAUUGCGUGUUAUCCAUAUAGCAGCCCUAUGCAAAGCGAUGACUGCAUUGCAGACACGCAGGAUGGGACCUGGGCUGCUCUUAUGCAAAUGCAACAGGCUUUGGAGGCGGCUAAUGAAGAGUGCAGUGACUUGACUUUCAAUAACACAGAACUUUCAGGUGGGAAUACCAUGCAGCAUCAAAUUGUUUGGGACAAUGGCUGUUUAGCAAGUCCGUCUUUCACCUCAAACUUUUUACCCUUCCCUGGAGAGGCUGAAACCACGGUCACAAAUACCAGCGCUAUGUAUAACUUACAUAACUCUGCUGAUCUCCUGUAUGAUAAUGAUCAAGACAUAUCAUCUUUUGAGCUCAAAGUGAAUGAACAGAAAGAAGCAACCACAAGCCAUGUUUGUGAACAUCGAGGUGAAAUGCAUUCUGCUGAACAGGGGGGAUAUCCUGGCCACGACGAAUCUUUUGAUUUGACAAUAAGCCAGGACAGACAGUUCAGUUCAUUUGUUAAUGGUGCAGAUGGAUCUGUAGAUAGUGAAAUGAACCUUUAUGAUUGUGAAGAGCAAAUGGAAAUUGAUUCACUCCUAAAUUCAUUUGGAGCAUCAAGUGAUACCUUUGCACAGACAUAUGAAAUGUUACAGAAAGGUGAAAAUAUUGUUGACCUUGAAAAAAAGGCUAAAUUAGCGGAAAGCAUUUCUGCUACAUUCAUCACUAAUACUGUCCCAUAUAUUACACAAGCUGGGGCGACUGAGUCAACUGUCUCUGAUGGAUCUUCUUGGACUCAACAAUAUCAAUCUACUUCCCAGUCAUGUGGUUUAUCUUAUUCUUCAGCUUCUCAAUGGGAAACCAUGCCAGGUACUAUUUUUCCUUUAGGGGAUUGUCAAAAUGAUGUUAGUGAGUCCAAUUCAAUGACUAGCCUGGGGACAAAUGGCGAUCUCCUGUUAUCUUUUGGCCAUACUUCAAUGCAGCAGCAGCAACAGAGUGUAUCUAGUGAUACUAAUUUGGAAUUGAUUGACAAUUUUGCUAACCCUUAUCAAGAGUUUGUGACAGGCGUGGAUGGUCAAAGGAGCCACCUAUACCGCGACGAAGCACUGGCAACCCAAGGUGUAUGGGCGGCACAUCCUGGUACGAUGGUACACUCUUCAACUGAUACUGGAUAUUCAGAUGUACAGCCGCCCAUGACACAGACUACUACUGUUCCGCUGCCUGCUCCGAGCUUGUCCAAGGGCCCCAACUCAUUAUUUACUGGAACAGAGCUUAACAAGGUUGACCUACAUGAUACAGGUAUGCAGAUGCCUUUGACACAGACUACUGUUCAGCUGCCUGCUCCGUGCUUGUCCAAGGACCCCAACUCAUCAUUUAUUGGAGCAGAGGUUCAGAAGGUUGACCAAAAUCAUUCAGAUACGGAGCUUCCCUUGACACAGACUAGUCAUGUUCAGCUGCCUGCUAUGAACUUGUCCGAGUACCCGACCUCGUCAUUUGUUGGAGGAACAAAGCUUAAAAAAGUUGACAAACAUGAUUCAUAUAUGCAGCUUCCCAUGACACAUGCUAGUCAUGUUCCGCUGCCUGCUACGAGCUUAUCCGAGGAUCCGAAAUCAUCAUUUAUUGGAGGAACAGAGCUUAAGGAAGUUGACAAACAUGAUUCAGACAUGCAGCUUCCCAGGAUACAGGCUAGUCAUGUUCCGCUGCCUGCUGUGAGCUUGUCCGAGGAACCGAACUCAUCCUUUAUUGGAGGCACAGAGCUUAAGGAAGUUCGUAAACAUGAUUCAGAUAUGCCGCUUCCCAUGACACGGGCUAGUCAUGUUCCGCUGCCUGCUGUGAGCUUAUCUGAGGACACGAAAUCAUCAUUUAUCGCAGGAGCAGAGCUUAAGGAAGUUGACAAACAUGAUUCAGAUACGCCGCUUCCCAUGGCACAGGCUAGUCAUGUUCCGCUGCCUACCAUGAGCUUACCUGAGGACACGAAAUCGUCAUUUAUUGGAGGAACAGAGCUUAAGGAAGUUGACAGACAUGAUUCAGAUAUGCAGCAUCCCAUGACACCGGCUAGUCAUGUUCUGCUGCCUGCUGUGAGCAUGUCCAUGGAUCCAGAAUCAUCAUUUACUGGAGGUACAGAACUUAAGGAAGUUGGCAAACAUGAUUCAGAUAUGCAGCUUCCCAUGACGCAGACUGUUCAUGUUCAGCUGCCUACUCCGAGCUUGUCCAAGGACUCCGAGUCGUCGUUUGUUGGAGGUACAGAGCUUAAGGAAGUCGACAAACAUGAUUCAGAUAUGCAGCCUCCCAUGACGCAGGCUAGUCAUGUUCUGCUGCCUGCUGUGAGCUUGUCCGAGGACCCGAACUCAUCCUUUAUUGGAGGUACAGAACUUAAGGAAGUCGGCAAACAUGAUUCAGAUAUUCAGCUUCCCAUGACACAGACUGUUUGUGUUCAGCUGCCUGCUAUGAACUUAUCCGAGGAUACGAAAUCAUCAUUUAUCAAAGGAACAGAGCUUAAGGAAGUUGGCAAACAUGAUUCAGAUAUACCGCUUCCCGUGGCACAGGCUAGUGAUGUUCCCCUGCCUACCAUGAGCUUACCCGAGGACACGAAAUCAUCAUUUAUUGGAGGAACAGAACUUAAGGAAGUUGACAAACAUGAUUCAGAUAUGCAGCCUCCCAUAACACUGGCUAGUCAUGUUCCACUGCCUGCUGUGAGCUUGUCCGAGGACCCAAAAUCAUCAUUUUCUGGAGGUACAGUGCUUAAGGAAGUGGGCAAACAUGAUUCAGAUAUGCAGCUUCACAUGACGCAGACUGUUCGUGUUCAGCUGCAUGCUCCGAGCUUGUCCAAGGACUCUGAGUCGUCAUUUGUUGGAGGAACAGAGCUUAAGGAAGUCGACAAACAUGAUUCAGAUAUGCAGCCUCCCAUAGCGCAGGCUAGUCAUGUUCCGUUGCCUGCUGUGAGCUUGUCCAAGGACCCGACCUCAUCCUUUAUUGGAGGUACAGUGCUUAAGGAAGUUGGCAAACAUGAUUCAGAUAUUCAGCUUCCCAUGACACAGACUGUUCGUGUUCAGCUGCCUGCUAUGAGCUUAUCCGAGGAUCCGAAAUCAUCAUUUAUCAGAGGAACAGAGCUUAAAGAAGUUGACAAACAUGAUUCAGAUAUACCGCUUCCCAUGGCACAUGCUAGUCAUGUUCCGCUGCCUACCGUGAGCUUACCCGAGGACAUGAAAUCGUCGUCUAUUGGAGGAACCGAGCUUAAGGAAGUUGACAAACACGAUUCAGAUAUGCAGCCUCCCAUAACACCGGCUAUUCAUGUUCCGCUGCCUGCUGUGAGCUUGUCCGAGGACCCGAAAUCAUCAUUUACUGGAGGUACAGAGCUUAAGGAAGUUGGCAAACAUGAUUCAGAUAUGCAGCUUCCCAUGACGCAGACUGUUCGUGUUCAGCUGCCUGCUCUGAGCUUGUCCAAGGACCCCGACUCGGCAUUUGUCGGAAGAACAGAGCUUAAGAAGGUUGGACAACUUGAUUAUAGCCACGUUGGAUUUCCUCAGGAAAGUAUCCUGCUCUCAGCAAGCAAACCUUCACACCCAAGCGGUUUGCCAGUUAUGAAGUUUGAUGACGAGGUGGGUUCACGGUCUAAGAAGCGGAAAAGGUCAACAGCAGAUGUUUUAGCAUCGCAUGCACAAGCCAUGUUCGAGGGUGGGAGACUGCAAUGUAGAAGGACACCUGAGUUGGCUUGGGCCGAUUCCACAUUGACUGAGAAGGUUGACGGUGAAAAAGCAAUGACGGAAAAUAGCACCUUCGUUUCUCGAGCUCGGAGAAGACUUACUUUAACGACCAGCUUGAUUCAGUGUCUCCUUCCUGCUCUGUCAGUGAGACUUCUUGCAGCAAAAGUUGCUGAUUGCGGUGAAGCCAUUGUGUACCACAUUUGUAAACUGAUGCUCAGUGAUAUAUCUGACCCAGUUCAACCUUUUGCCAGCGACACCAAUAACUUCAUGCAAAGUGAAAACAUGCCACCGAACGAGACAAGCACCUCCGGAAAGGAGGAGGACUGUAAACUCUUAUCUGAGGUUCUGGAAACCUUCGAUGCGAGGCUUGGCGGGCUACAAGGCUCCUUGUCAAGAGUCGAGAAGUUGCCCAGCUUCCAGGACUACGCGUCGGCGCUACACCAAAUCGAGCAGUGGGCCAUGACCCAUCAGUUCAUAAAGCUGAACGAAUACAAGAGACUGCACGCCGGCUACGGCUCUGGUCCUAAAAGGCCUCUCUGCGUCGGAGCCAUCCGGAAGCAUGCCGGAGGUUCUUCCGCUCCGGUCUCAGAGCUGAAAAGGGUCCGGUGUCGCUCACUGAAGUAGCCGCCCGCUCGCUCGCUGGCUCGCCCCUAAGUAAAAAAGUAGAGUUGCUCGGUCGGUGACUUGAGGAGUAAUGCGUGGUCAUACUGAUGCGGUAGUGAGGAGUUAGGAGGGUGUUACAUAGGAGUUUAACUUCGUGUGAAGUAGCGUAUUUUGGGAUGGGGUGCAGGGACGGAACGUGUUGUGUCGAUGCCCUUUUGCACACAGGGCAAGAAUGUGCUUUGGAACUGAGACAGUGUCCGGGACCCUGUGCACCGCCUUCUCCGGCGGUGCCAGAUGACGCGCCGAUGGCUGUCGUCGCCGGGGAAAACGGCCCGGCUGUGGCGGGGUUUCCGUGGGUUGAGCUAGUGUGAGUGUUGGAUGGGCGGGGUGUCGAGGGAGGAAGAGGCCUUCCCAGCUGCUGCUGCUCCCUGUUGUUGCGUUGUAAUCACACUGACUUGACAAGAAAAGGUGAUGGGCUUCCAACUGCACGUCAGCAUUAACGCAA